Molecule: messenger RNA, 1630 nt
Organism: Astrephomene gubernaculifera
Lineage: Eukaryota; Viridiplantae; Chlorophyta; Chlorophyceae; Chlamydomonadales; Astrephomenaceae
Source: the annotation of a GenBank genome assembly
CCAGGAACGAACAAUUAAUUCUGAAGAACUCGGUGCAAUGCUGUCCGCAGCAUGAGUGCACAUUGAAGAAGCCCCUAGACCUAUCAGCAAUUGCUUACAAGACUGUGUUUGAAGAUGCAAAUCACCCUGGCGUUUUCAGCAGCUCUUCUUGGAGGCUAAAAGCCAGGCAUUUUACCACGUUAGUAACUGUAGAGAUUUUACUUCGAAUUUAGAACCUGAUAGCCUGUUUCAGCCCUAGCUGUCCGCCAAGCAUCCAAUACCCAAUCCCGCUGCAAGUCACUAGCAGUCAUGAGGCGCGGCCCAGGCAUCGCGGGGCUGCAACAUGCCGCUCGAACAAAGGAGCAGUACAAGCUUACGGGGGCCGAGGUCAAAAAGAACACCCUGCAGGCCAUGCACGAGCAGCUCUCCUCCUUCCGAACCCACCUCGAGGAGUUCGCUCGCAAGCACCGGGCCGACAUCCGGCGCGACCCCGCCUUCCGCGCCGCCUUCCACUCCAUGUGCGCAAACAUCGGGGUGGACCCGCUGGCGUCGAACAAGAGCCUGUGGGCAUCAGCACUGGGUUUCGGAGACUACUACUAUGAGCUGGGGGUGCAGGUUGUGGAGGCCUGCCUGGCCAGCCGCCCCCUCAACGGCGGGCUCAUGGAGCUGGGUGCGCUGCUGCGGGCAGUCAACAGGCGGAGGGGGGCGGCGGGGGAGCCGGCCAGCGAGGAUGAUGUGGUUCGUGCCAUCAAAAAGCUGGCCGUGCUGGGCGGCGGCUGGGACCUGCUGGUCCUGGGUGGCCGCUGCUUCGUGCGCUCCGUCCCCGGGGAGCUAGACACAGACCGCACCCGCGUGCUGGAGAUGGCGGCGGGGGGCCAGGCGGGGGGGCAACAGGGUGGCGGUGGCGGCAGGGGGUUCACCAGUGUGGGUGAGGUGGUGGCGGUGACUGGCUGGCCGGCCAGCCGAGCGGAGGGAGUGCUGCAGGCCCUGAUGCGGGAGGGUAUCGCCUGGGUGGACGACGGGGCGCCGGACGGAGUGCGGCUGUACUGGUUCCCCUGCCUGGGUCCAGGGGUGGCGCAGCAGUCGACUACGUGAGGAGCUGGAGGGGAAAGGGGAGGGGGAAGGGGAGGGGGAAGAGGGGAAGCGGGAAGGUAGAGCAUGUAGAGCAUUGCAUGGUCGACUGUGCGUAUACUGGAUAGCGGACCAGAAGUGAGAGCCAACGGUAGGGCCUAGCAGCACUUGCAAUGCUGGACUACCAUUAAAGCGUUGCGGAAGGACAAGUCAUGGGUGGCCAACUAGCCAUUGCUGGGUAGGGUGUGGGCGCUUAGGUGUUAAGGGUAUACGAGUCGAGUGCUCGCUUUCUUCUUGUCCAGAGGUGCUGGGCUCGAGGGGGUAGUGAUGUCGGAGGUGGUUGGUAACGCGGUUCACUUUGCGUGGGGCAUUACUGUAGCACGCAAGACGCUAGCAACAGCUCAGAGCGUGCAGCAACCGAUUGAACACCAGGAAACCCUUUGCCAAGUGCUCCCAACAUUGCGUCCUACGCUGCUGGAUUCGCGGGGGUGUCUCUGGGACGCCGCUAGGAAUUUGGGAAUGUAGAGGGCGGCAUCAACAAAGAUGCUGCGGUUCAGUCAUGUAAAAAGCUGACAUGUCC